UCAAUGGCGGAGUAUCGCCGUCACGUCACGUUUGACUCUUGAAUUUGUACGUGUGCGUAUACAAGAUUGGGAUGGUGACUUCCCUAUCUCUCUCUCGCACACAAUCCAAAACCGCAGCCCAAAUCUUUACUGUGCUCGAUCCACGUGUUAGCGCCUCGGGGAGGCUCUUAUUCUCCACCGCUCCUUGGUAACUUUAACUUCCCACGUUUUUUAUCUCCUCUGGCACCGCCAACCGUGAAUCUUUUUGGGGUUGUACGAUUGGCGGCCGGUCGAUAUGGUUGCGGAGGUGUUCGGCCCUUAUGCGGACGCCUGGAUGGCGGCGAUCCGCCUCAAGGGCGCCGGGAGUUGGUGGGACGAGGUGAAUUCGUCGCCGGCAUGGCAGGACGGUAUCUACCAUGUUCUCGCUGCACUUUAUGGAAUCGUCGCCUUUGUUGCUCUUGUGCAAUUGGUGAGGAUACAGUUGAGAGUACCGGAGUUCGGUUGGACAACUCAGAAAGUAUUUCAUGUCCUCAACUUCUUGGUCAAUGGAGUCCGUUGCAUAGUAUUUGCAUUACGUCGUGGUGUUCAGACAUUGAAUCCCGCGAUUCUUCAACAUAUCUUGCUUGAUAUGCCAAGUCUAGUGUUUUUCACAACUUAUGCACUUCUUGUAUUGUUCUGGGCAGAAAUUUAUUAUCAGGCUCGUGGUGUGUCGACUGAUGAACUGAGGCCUACUUUUUACACAAUAAAUGGUGUUGUGUAUGCUGUUCAGCUGACCUUGUGGUUGAUAUUAUGGUGGAAGCCGGUUCAUGCUACAAUGAUUGUGUACAAAAUGUUCUUUGCAGGGGUUUCUCUAUUUGUGGCCGGCGGAUUUCUUCUCUACGGUGUAAGACUCUACUUAAUGCUAGAAAGAUUCCCAGUGGAAUCAAGAGGGCGCCGGAAAAAGCUACAGGAGGUGGGCUAUGUGGCAACAAUAUGCUUUUCAUGUUUUCUUGGCAGAAGCAUUAUGAUGAGCUGUGGCGCAUUUAAUCCAGCCGCCGAUGUCGAUGUUUUGAAUCAUCCUAUUUUGAAUUUCCUAUUUUACCUGAUUGUGGAGAUUCUGCCUUCGUCGCUUGUACUCUUCAUACUGAGGAAACUGCCUCCAAAGCGCGGUGUCACUCAAUAUCGCCCAAUUCAGUGAUAGAAAACCAUGCGAAGAAUCGUUGGAAUUUGAUUCAUUUAGCUCUAUAUCCCUCAAAGUUGUGUAUGAACAGAAAUUCCGGAGGAUCCGACCAUAUCAAAAUCGAAAACAUCGGUGUUACUCUUGCAGUGGAGGCCCUGUCUUUAGCCCAGCCCUGAUCCUGACCCUGACCCUGAGAAUGCAAACAUUGAUGAAUGUGAAAAAGAAAUUGCACAUUCUAAUUCUAUCAUCUCUCCAUUCUCAUAAUUUUAGUGCUGGUUUUAAUUUACUAUGAAAAUUUGCAUCAAAUGCUCACAUUCUUGCACUUUUUAUAGCCAUAUAAUGAAUGGUUUGUUUAUAUGAUCAACUUUACUGAAAGAAGAUGCAAGAAUGCAGAGCAAAAAAGUUAAAAAGUCCAAUACCCAUU
Messenger RNA from Andrographis paniculata, 1562 nucleotides. Its product is annotated as tobamovirus multiplication protein 3-like. The record is from RefSeq and is a predicted model, not a curated record. The transcript is spliced from 11 exons. Bases 275 to 1156 code for a protein of 293 amino acids. NCBI's taxonomy places the organism in Eukaryota, Viridiplantae, Streptophyta, Magnoliopsida, Lamiales, Acanthaceae.